This is a messenger RNA of Halichondria panicea, 1012 nucleotides long. RefSeq names its product post-GPI attachment to proteins factor 2-like. The coding region runs from base 172 to 921 and encodes 249 amino acids. Lineage: Eukaryota; Metazoa; Porifera; Demospongiae; Suberitida; Halichondriidae. The record is from RefSeq and is a predicted model, not a curated record. Gene Ontology annotation, biological process: GPI anchor biosynthetic process. The transcript is spliced from 7 exons. Gene Ontology annotation, cellular component: endoplasmic reticulum membrane; Golgi membrane.
GACUAAGUUUGCAUAGACACCUCCCACGAUCUUUGCAGACCACACGCGAAGACUCUUAAUUGAGGCACACCUUCAUCAAACAAAAUUCAUCUUUGCAGUCAAUACGCGUUUUUCAUUCUGGACUCUACCGACUCUACAGAGGUCUCUGUGCUUUUAGAAAUCAAUGAGAAGAUGCCUCCACAUGUGCCAACGAAGAGGUUGCUCCAUAUUCCUUUUGCCUACAUACAAGCGUUCACAUUUUCCAUUCCAUUUGUCUCGCUGUUCACUGUGGUUAGCCUGGGCGUGUAUUUACAUCUGGACAAAGUCACAACUACCCAUUGCAAGGUACCGAAUAUAGUCCCUUCAAUAAGUGCAGUCAUCGGUGGUGUGACUCCGGAGAGAUAUAUUUGGCGGUUUGGAAUGGCUUUCUUUAGUUUUCCACAACUUCUUAACUCGUUUCUCUACUACAACUUCUUUGGGCAAUCUUCUGCUGCCAGUGAGAAAUGGUACCGUACUUUGAACAAACUGGUAUGGUUGCUGUUCGUUGUUCAAAAUCUAUCCUUGUUUGGGCUCACAUACGUGUCUUCGGUCGAGUAUUUCCCAUUCCAUAGAAAUUGUUUCAUCUUGUUUGUGGUCUGUUCAAUGCUGCACAUGAUUUUGUUUCUCACAAUUUUCUACUAUGGGAGGCCAUCCACUUACAGAGACAACAUAUCAUUUAGGCUGAGACUUGCAUUCGCUGCUUCCCAUAUCUCGAUUUUUCUCAUCAGUCUCUACUUUUACUGGAGACACAACACUUACUGUGAACCAUAUGUCUACAGUAUUUAUGGAUUCUGUGAGUACUUGGUUGUGCUAACCAACGUAGCAUUCCAAACUGUUCAGGCUGUGGAUUUCCAGAAUGACUACCACUUGACUAUAGAAGUAGCACGGCCCCACAAACCCUGAACUGUAGUAGUGAAUUGUCCAAUACUCCAAUACGUUUUAUAGCGUGUAUAUGAUAUUAAUUGAUCAAAGAUCAGCAAAAAAAUUAACAUCA